UGCUUUCUUUUUGAGCUCCAAUGCUGCUCUCUCGCUCAUUCACAUCGAAGGGCUAUAGGGAAAACCAUCACUCUUACUUUCACUUUGCACUUUCCACAUAGGUUUUUGACAAGGGGCAAGGCACUGCGCACUUUUUGUUACCAGUUGACUCAGAAACAAACUCGGAAUAAUGUUUUGCAGUUACUUCUUUUGGACUGUUCUUUCACUGUCUGGCAUUUUAAGCAACUUCCGUGUAUGCGGCUGUGAUUUCAACUGCACGGACAAGCCAGUGUUCACUCCUUCCAAACUGGUGGUGCAGUUUGGCAUGCCGGCUUCCGCCAACUGUUCCGCUUGCCAACACGCUUGCCAGAACAAAUCGAUCGGUUUGGAAAAGUCAAUCGGCGAACAACAGAAAAACGGGAGAAACAUUUUGUGGACGGUGGACAAAAUGAAUGCGUACCCUUCGUCUGUCACGUGCUACUACAACAAAGGCAAUGGCUCCCAUUGCUGCAGCAGGCUGCCCAUCACCGUCUACCAGUAUCCCAAAAAGGUGGAGGUGGGCUUUCGUGAUCUUGAGGGGCCGAUGCUGGAAGGUCAAAGAUACCCUAUGUACUGCCAUGUGGUUGAAGCUGCUCCCCUCAGAAACCUUAUCGUGAUCUUCUACCAAGGCGGCACCGAAGUGAGCCGCCAACACCUAAAGGACAACAUGGAAAAGAAACCGGCCAACAUGACCUUCUAUAACUCCAUUAAUGCCACCAAAGAAAACAAUGGCGCUCGAUAUGAGUGCAUUGCCCAACUGGACGCGGAACCUGAUAAACCACCACACGAGACGCGAUCUAAUAUCUUCACCACAGAUGUUCUCUAUAAGCCUCAAUUUGACGGACCUGUCUAUAGAUUGAUCAGCCUGACAGUGGGGGAUCCCCUUCAUCUCAACUGCUCCGCCGAGGGCAACCCGAGACCCUCGGUCACGUGGGAACUGCCGUUGGCCGCCGCUUUCGAAGGCGAUGUCUUCUCGGUGGACUCUGUCACCACGGAACACAAAGGAGAGUACACGUGUUCCAUUAACAACAGCAUGGGGAGGACCACAGUUGUGUUUAAUGUGGAUGUACGAGUCAACUACAUGAACAUGAUUUUAGCUGUAGUAGCAGCGGUCGUCGUUCUCGUGGUCAUUGCCACCAUCGCGGUGUACGUCCAUUGCUACAGACUCAGUCGGACUGGAAAGUACAACCUGAAGGACGUGUUGCGUUUUCGCACCCCGCACAUUGCGCUACCUGCCGAGGAGCUUUGAGGGGAGGGGGGAGUGGUAUGAGAAUGAAGGUGCCGCGUUCUGUAUAAAUGUGUGCAUAUUUGUGCAACUAAUGCCGAAGUCAUUGAGUCAUAUGAGGUCCACGUUUGACUUUCUUGUGUAACACUGACAACAACGGGAAAGCACAAUGAGUCCCAAAGGUAUUAAAGCAUCUGCAGGAAGUUGUUUUCCUUUCCUGUUUGAGUAACGGUAACGCCCGCCUUCCAAGGAGCUUUUUGGCACUUGGCUCAUGCGUUUCUGACACAAUUCAGGACUAUCUGCAAUAUUUCCAUUGUUGUGAUACAGUCCCAGAUGCAACUGGCUUGCUGUAUUUAAUUUUUUUUUUUUUUUUUAACAUUUAAUAUUUUUUACAUGACAUCAAUGAAGUGCCAAACAUGUUCUCAUUGUGAAUACAAGGCUGGAAAUAACUGCACAUCCUGCCCUUGAGAUUUUCCGCCCUGUCUGUGUUUUUUUUGGGUGUCCUAUGUUGCGUGUAAUGUAUGUACAGUGUGUGUAUUUUAUAUAUAUAUGUAUUCCCCCUUAAAUACUUUUUGGGGGUUGUGAGAUUGCCUCAAACUGAAACUGCUCAGCUGGAAUAAAAAUAAAAAUAAUGAUAAUAUAG
Molecule: messenger RNA, 1886 nt
Organism: Syngnathus typhle (broad-nosed pipefish)
Lineage: Eukaryota; Metazoa; Chordata; Actinopteri; Syngnathiformes; Syngnathidae
Product: vascular cell adhesion protein 1-like
Exons: 5
Coding region: 170-1267 (365 amino acids)
Biological process (GO): cell adhesion
Molecular function (GO): integrin binding
Source: RefSeq, a predicted model, not a curated record